Messenger RNA from Penicillium mononematosum, 1275 nucleotides. Its product is annotated as adaptin-binding domain-containing protein. Bases 1 to 1275 code for a protein of 424 amino acids. Gene Ontology annotation, biological process: vesicle-mediated transport. The record is from RefSeq and is a predicted model, not a curated record. The transcript is spliced from 3 exons. Lineage: Eukaryota; Fungi; Ascomycota; Eurotiomycetes; Eurotiales; Aspergillaceae. Gene Ontology annotation, molecular function: protein-macromolecule adaptor activity.
AUGACCCAUUCAGCGCCCGCAUCCAACCCCGCAACCUCCGCGAAGUCGAAAGUGAAGAAUAUCUCCAAUCCGCGCCGCCUCCUAAUUCUCACACCAACCUCCCAAUCCCUCGCAAUAAUUCCGCCGCUCCUACACUCCCUAACCGGCGUGCCCGUCCUCGACCCGCCACAGCAGCCAGCCCCUUCACCAACCACAACCCCACCACAAACCUCAAGCUCAACACCGCCACCACCAACAAGCACCUUCGCCGGCUACACAACCCACAGCCCUCUCCGGCUCGAAACAAAAUACUACACAACGGAAGUCCCCGUCUGGGUUGACGAGAUCCCACUUGCGCUCCACGGCACGGAUCCCCAGCCUACCACGACACCAACCCCAACAGCCGAGCAAUGGAAAACCGACUUCUUAAGUUCGGAAGCUGAGAUCGUGCGCGAAGCUGUUGGAGCUCUCGUUGUUUGCGCGCAUACUCCUAGCGAUGUGACACCUCCGCCGGGCUCCAAUACAGACACAGACCCCACGGAGCGGCCCGACGUGCGCGCACUGCGCGACUUGAUGCGCGGUAUUGGCGCUGUCAAGGAACGCAUUGACGAGGAGCGCGGCGGACUCGGCGAUGUUCCCGGUGUGUUUGUGUUGAUUGGGGGGAGGAAGAGUGCUGCGGGUGUUGGUGCGCGUCAGCAGAGAUCCAAGGAUAUCGAUGCAGAGCUGGGGCUUGGUGUUGAUGAUGGGGAUUUAGGUGGUGGGGAUAUGGUGCCGUUUUCGGUUGGGUGGUGGGAGGAUCAGUUCUUCGAUAUGGGGCUGUUGGGAUGGGAGAUUAUUGAGUGGGAUCCUAAGGAGAGUUCGGAGGUUGAGACGAGGAAUCAAUAUGGGGAACGUGAAGGUAUGCCUCGUAUAAAAGAGGUCCUUGAGACUCAUGACUGGUCUAUGGCUGGAGGUAACUCUGGCUUUGACGGAGAUGAUGAUCCUGAUAUGGAUUCCGAGGAUGACCUCCAAGACCAACUAUUAGGUCUCGGUAGCUCUCGUGGGUUUGGUGAUGAGGUCCAUGAAUUAGAGCGUGAAAUGUUCGGUUUGCGAAUGGCAAUUGAGCGUGGAGGUGGUGAUGGCGAUGAGAGAGACGACUCUGAUCAUGAUGAUGGCGAGGACGAGAUUGAUGUCGAAAGCAUGGAGGCAUUAAUGAUGCGCAUGCAGGCAAUCAAAGAUAUGAGCUCUGAGCUGCCGGAGGGCGAACGGAAACGAUUCGCUGCGAAGGCUGUGCAAGAUAUCAUGCGUGAGCUCUGA